Symbiodinium sp. CCMP2456 is the source of this 3454-nucleotide messenger RNA. The record is from the annotation of a GenBank genome assembly. Lineage: Eukaryota; Dinophyceae; Suessiales; Symbiodiniaceae.
AUGUCCAAGCUGAAAAACAAAAGGGAUGUUGUGGCCAUUCUCACAAACUACGGCAGGAGUGGAAUCAGCGCAUGGUACAGAGGCUGCUUCGAAAGGAUUUAUGUGUUCAGCCCGUCGAUCAACGUGGAUGACGGCUGGAAGCCAGUCAAGAAGUACAUUCAGGAAACCACUGACACAGAUCGCGAAAAAGUCUACUUCGAGGACUGGGAUGAAGCCGCGCUGCGCCGGAUCAUAGCCCAGCAGCGCAAGAUCACGCAGAAGAGCAAGGAGCUGGGCAUGAAGCGCUUGUACCAGAUCCUGGUGGUCAUCGACGAUUUCGCGGACUCGCCACACCUGCACAAAAGAACGGGCGACGCCGCCCUGGACACGCUCUUCGUCAGGGGUCGCCACUUUCAGAUCACGACGAUCGUGAGCACUCAGAAGCUCCGCUUGAUCAGCAACGCCGUUCGAGUAAACAGCCAGUUCUUCUGCAUUUGGAGGCUGCGGAACCAGCUCGAGAAAGACAGCCUGCUCGAGGAACUGACCGCGCUGCUCCCCAAGGCGGACCUCGAAGCGAUGUAUGAGGAGGCUGUAAGGGAGCCCUUCAGCUUUCUGUACAUCUACUUGCUCAACCCACGCGAGAAAAUGUUCCACAUACGAUUCGAGCGGGCGCUGGGGGCGGUGUUCGGGAAGCUCUUCGCGAGCAGCACCCUGUUCAACAGCGAGUGCAAAAACGUCAGUUGCUGCAGCAGCAACGCGCUGCCGCACAAUUACGAUCCUAAUCGCCCGCCGUGGAUGCAACGCUUGCCGGAGCCGAUGGCGGGCCAUCCACUAAAACAGCAGCGCUCCUUUUCGGACAACAGCAACGACGCAGUGCUCAGGGGACAGCGAAUGCAGCGCGCGGCAUACAAUAAACUCAAGCUCAUGACCAGCAUUUGGGUCGAUUCGCGGAAGCGAAUGGCAGGAAGCGACGCAGACUUCGAAUUCGACAUCGGCCAAACCGUGCACCUCCAGGGCUCGGCGAGGCUCUCCGUUUUCAAGAUCAGGGUGGCCGACACCUUUCUGAGCACCGACCGCGGCACCUACUUGUACUGGGAAGAUCAAGCUUUGGGCACGCUGAAUUGGGCGCAGCUGGCCGUAGGAGCGUACACAGGCGCGCGGCUGGCCGCGUGGAUUUCCUCCAAUUUCGCCAGCGCAACAUACGUGGAAAGCACCAACGAAAUCACCGGGGCGACGCCGUCCGCGCCGCAGAGCAUCAACCACCUCCUGGGCCCGAGCUUCGUGAGCGGAGGCAGUCAAAUCUUCACCUUCGUGCAGAUGAUGCCUUAUUCCGAGCUGUACCUCCGCUGCAGCAGCCUCUCCAACGCCGCAGACACGGUGGGGCCUCUCGGGCACGACAUCGUGGCCAAGAUCAUCUGCAAUCGAGGCGUCGGGCACAUCAUGGAAAGCAGCACCGACGAAAACCACCUGGUCAACAUCCGAGGACCCAUCACGCUCAGGUACCUGCGCUUCAGAUUGACCGACGUCGAUGGGAACACGGUCAACCUGCGCGGCACCAGCAUAAGCUUCUGCAUCUACUUGGAGGUUGCCGGAGAAGCGCAGGAGGGCGAAAGAGUGGCUGAACCUGAAGAGCUACCUGUGGAGCAUCCUGAUGUUCCCUCCCCUGUGAAAAAGGAGCCUUCGCUGCCUUCGCCCGCUCAAUUGCGGCACAUGAGGAUGAUGCGAAUCGAGCCGCGGAACGAGCGGCAAAUGCUGCACCAGUUCUGGAAGAGGUACCCUGCGUACAACUUGAAUGCCCUCAUGCGAAAGCGUUACGAAGAGCUCAUGGACGCGAGGGCGUUCAACGAGUUUCUCAGGGAUCGGCAGCUUAGGCAGCAAGGCGACGCCUACGUCGACGCCGUGGGCCGGGUUCAGGAAGCUGUGAACCGGAGAAUACCACAACUGCGCUGGACCGUCGCGGAACGAAAUCAAGUUCGACGGGUGCUCGCAUACAUCAAUGAAGGGGAGCCUUUGAAGAUGGCCUUGCCGAACCGCAGGGCUUCCAGACCUCACACCCAGCUCGGAGCCGCGGUGGAAGAAGAAUUCGCCAGCGCCGACGACGGCUACGAGGGCAGGCCUUUCCCGCAAGUCCAGCGCCCAAACUUUUUGGGGCCGGGGCCAGACACCGACGACAGCGGCCCCGACGAGGCUUUCAGGCGGGAUGGCUUCGACGCGCCCAGGCCCCCGCAGGCUUCGAGCAGCGUGAGCGGCCGCUUCGCCGAGGCUGCCGCGCGAGGGGGGGGAGCCAUCAUCGCCGCGGGCGCCGCCGGCGUGGGGAGGUCCGUCGAAAACUUCGGUUUUCGCAACGCAACGCGAGCUGUAGAUGUGAUCGAGCGCCGCGUGGCUCCCACCAUCAUCGGGAGGCCAUCCCAAGCGGAAGAGCUGAUCACCAGGGCAGGACAAAGGGCGCAAGAAGCGGAAAGAGCGGCCGCUGCGGACAUCGAAGAAUUUGCCGCUCAACAGGCCGCGGCGGAAGGCGGCGAAAUGACGCCGUUGCUUGCUGAAGCCGGCACGCAGACCGCUGCGGCAGCGGCAGAAGGCGGCGCAGCACUGGCAGGUCUUUCCGCAUUCGGGGGCGCGGCAGUGGAAGGCGCUGGCGAGGCCGCUGCGAUGGCUUUCCCGCUGGCUGAGGGGCUGGGGAUGGCCGCAGGCGUGGCUACUGGAGGCGCGGCCGCUUUGGCAGGAGGAGCCGCUUAUGGGCUCUAUCGUGGCGGUCGCUGGCUGCUGGGCGGCAACGAUGCCUCGAGCUCAGAAUCCGUUCCCGCAGUCGACAUUCACGCAGUCGACAUAAGAACGUUGAACAACAUGCAGCAGGGAUCGCCGCAGGAGCACAUCAGCCUGCGACAGCCCGCAAGAAGUCGGCCUGUGGUGCAUUACGACAUCGCCGCCGGAGACUCCGACGAACCAGCUCAGCAGCAGCCGGCGCCGCAAGUGCGGUCCACGCCCUCCAACAUGCCGUGGGGAAUCAACCCGGUGGGACAGCCGCGAAGGCAAAGGGCAAGGCUCAGGCCGCCGCCGGCGGAGCCCACGUUCGGCGAGUUGCGGCGGGAAGCACUGGCUCACGAGCCGGAGGUCACAAACGCGGUGAACGAUGAGCUCAUCAGCUCCCUCGACUACAAGAUGCGCACCUCCAACGCCUCCUACGUCACCUCUCGCAAGGACGUGCAGUUUUUUCCGAGCUCGUUGAGCACGUUCACUUCCACCACAAGCAGGGUGGCGAGGAUCCCGCUCACUACCGGAGGCGACUUCCUGGAUCCUGAAUCCAUCAAGAUCGCGUUUAGAUUCGUCAACAACGAUGCCACGAACGAUUUCCACCCCCUGACCGGACACCCCGGCUGCCUGGUGAAGCGGAUUCAGCUUUUCGCGAACGGCCAGCGCACCGACGACAUCGAUCACUACGGUCGCAACGUGCACAUGUACACGCUGCUCAAGCCGC